AUGGUUGCAAACGAAGCCGUCUCCCCAAUAUCAAUAUCGCCCGUGGAGGAUCGCAGGAAGCAUGCACCUUAUACCGACGACUUCGUUGACCUUGACCUAAUCGAGCCACAACUCGAGCUGCGAGACUUCGACGACAAGAGAUCCCACUGGAUACCGAUUCCUCAGGAAGUUGAACGUUCCAGGCCUCCAUACAACCUGGACACGACGGGGACAUCUUCGGCCUUUCGAUGGGGUCCAGUACUUGGCCUAGCUUGUUUGCUGUUCGUUUUUCUCAGCAUUCCUGCGGCCGCCGUGGUCCUGUCUGUUUCCGAUGGCCAGCUUGUGAUGCGCUGGAACAUAAAGCCUAACGUUUACUUGGCUGUUAUCAGUGGCAUUGGCAACAAAUUGCUCGCAUUUGCGGCGUUUCAAGGCGCAGUCGUCACUUGGUGGCUGCGAGCAAUGGAUGGGAGUACCUUGCGCCAGCUACAUCUGGACUGGGCCGCAGGUCCCGGUAACAAUCUUUGGUACGCAUUGUCCGGCUACAGACACUCUGGACUGCUGGCAGUGAGCACCUUGUGCGCUGCGAUCGUCUUUGCUGAUGGCGUUCUGCUCCAAAGCGCAUCAACGGUCAUACAAGCGUCAGUCAACGAGCAGGUGGUACUCCAUGUAACACUGGCGCCCCAGAUACCCACAGACUUCACAGGGUCGAUCAUCAACGACUCCGCUGUGUUCGAUUACGUCGCCUUCAACCCAGGAUUUCAGUCUGUCCUCCGAGAUUUCGUUGUGCAGGCGGCCAUACCAGCACCCAUCACAGGCUGUACAGGGACAUGUCGAGCUACAGUCACCGCUGCCGCAAUGUCGCUUGUCACGUGCGUUUCGGAACCACCGGUCGAGAUCAACUUGCCUAGACUAAACAGCAGUGAAGUAGCCGUCCCUUACAUGUGCGACGAGGAUUCAAAGUCGUGUCCACUUUUAUCCAUAGAGCCUCGGCCAUACUUCAUGAGCCAGGAGCUGAUCAGAGUCGUCAUUGGGCUGACUCACUUCAACGACACCACCAACACUGGCCAAUUUGUGCUGAAAAGAUGCAUAUUUGCGUCUGCUACGGCGGAAUAUGCCGUUGAGGUACACAACAAUUCGACGGUGACAGUAUUCGACUUUGGAGAGCCAGUUGUACAGACGAUAGCCAACAAUACGAGAUGGCUACCAGCUCCUGGUUAUUCCAACUCGACCCUCGGUGGCAUCGGGAGUCUGGCUUGGAUAAGCAUGCGGACAUCGCUAAACGUUGGUUCUGAUAGGACUUACGAUGAUGUGAAUCCUUUCACAGCUACACUGAUCGGUAAUUUAGCAGGAUAUUUCAACGGGUCCGAAUUUCCGCGUUGGAUCGAUCCUGUCGACAAGAUCAAGGCCCUUCUUAAUGAGAUUGCAUUUCGUACUUCUGUCCAGGCUGCGAGUCUUAUGGAUCAGGAAACGCUGCUAGAAAACAUUGACGAGGACUUACGCGUUGAGUAUGAUGCCGAGGGCACUCGAAUUGACCAAAUGCCGACCUACCAAACUCGGUGGAAAUACUUUGUCUUCGCCGCAACGCUUGACUUGAUAUGCGUUGUCCUGGUAGCAUUACUCUACAGAGACUACUGGAAGCUCGGCCGAUCGAUGAGCAUAAGUCCCCUCGAAACCGCCAAAGCAUUCGAUGUCCCGCUCUUGCGAUAUUUACCAUCGAACAUGAAUGGGAAGCAGUUGGCGCAAGUGGCGGGCGAGGUUCGAGUACGAUAUGGUGCCUUCGAGUCAGACGAGCUUGAUGGCGAACACGCAUCUCGUCGUUUGAUAUUCCACGAUCCGAGCAGGGUCUAUCGCCCUAUGAAUACAUUCACAUUCGGGCCAUGA
Molecule: messenger RNA, 1860 nt
Organism: Fulvia fulva
Lineage: Eukaryota; Fungi; Ascomycota; Dothideomycetes; Mycosphaerellales; Mycosphaerellaceae
Exons: 1
Coding region: 1-1860 (619 amino acids)
Source: RefSeq, a predicted model, not a curated record